AUGUCUUUGUAUUGUCUGAGCGUUCGCAUUUUUCAAAAAGCUCCUCAAUUACUUUCAACGGAAACUCCUCCAACUCUUCAUAUUUUGGGUUUGGGUUUGGGUUUGGGUUUGGGUUUGGGUUUGGGUUUGGGUUUGGGUUUGGGUUUGGGUUUGGGUUUGGGUUUGGGUUUGGGUUUGGGUUUGGGUUUGGGUUUGGGUUUGGGUUUGGGUUUGGGUUUGGGUUUGGGUUUGGGUUUGGGUUUGGGUUUGGGUUUGGGUUUGGGUUUGGGUUUGGGUUUGGGUUUGGGUUUGGGUUUGGGUUUGGGUUUGGGUUUGGGUUUGGGUUUGGGUUUGGGUUUGGGUUUGGGUUUGGGUUUGGGUUUGGGUUUGGGUUUGGGUUUGGGUUUGGGUUUGGGUUUGGGUUUGGGUUUGGGUUUGGGUUUGGGUUUGGGUUUGGGUUUGGGUUUGGGUUUGGGUUUGGGUUUGGGUUUGGGUUUGGGUUUGGGUUUGGGUUUGGGUUUGGGUUUGGGUUUGGGUUUGGGUUUGGGUUUGGGUUUGGGUUUGGGUUUGGGUUUGGGUUUGGGUUUGGGUUUGGGUUUGGGUUUGGGUUUGGGUUUGGGUUUGGGUUUGGGUUUGGGUUUGGGUUUGGGUUUGGGUUUGGGUUUGGGUUUGGGUUUGGGUUUGGGUUUGGGUUUGGGUUUGGGUUUGGGUUUGGGUUUGGGUUUGGGUUUGGGUUUGGGUUUGGGUUUGGGUUUGGGUUUGGGUUUGGGUUUGGGUUUGGGUUUGGGUUUGGGUUUGGGUUUGGGUUUGGGUUUGGGUUUGGGUUUGGGUUUGGGUUUGGGUUUGGGUUUGGGUUUGGGUUUGGGUUUGGGUUUGGGUUUGGGUUUGGGUUUGGGUUUGGGUUUGGGUUUGGGUUUGGGUUUGGGUUUGGGUUUGGGUUUGGGUUUGGGUUUGGGUUUGGGUUUGGGUUUGGGUUUGGGUUUGGGUUUGGGUUUGGGUUUGGGUUUGGGUUUGGGUUUGGGUUUGGGUUUGGGUUUGGGUUUGGGUUUGGGUUUGGGUUUGGGUUUGGGUUUGGGUUUGGGUUUGGGUUUGGGUUUGGGUUUGGGUUUGGGUUUGGGUUUGGGUUUGGGUUUGGGUUUGGGUUUGGGUUUGGGUUUGGGUUUGGGUUUGGGUUUGGGUUUGGGUUUGGGUUUGGGUUUGGGUUUGGGUUUGGGUUUGGGUUUGGGUUUGGGUUUGGGUUUGGGUUUGGGUUUGGGUUUGGGUUUGGGUUUGGGUUUGGGUUUGGGUUUGGGUUUGGGUUUGGGUUUGGGUUUGGGUUUGGGUUUGGGUUUGGGUUUGGGUUUGGGUUUGGGUUUGGGUUUGGGUUUGGGUUUGGGUUUGGGUUUGGGUUUGGGUUUGGGUUUGGGUUUGGGUUUGGGUUUGGGUUUGGGUUUGGGUUUUGGGUUUGGGUUUGGGUUUGGGUUUGGGUUUGGGUUUGGGUUUGGGUUUGGGUUUGGGUUUGGGUUUGGGUUUGGGUUUGGGUUUGGGUUUGGGUUUGGGUUUGGGUUUGGGUUUGGGUUUGGGUUUGGGUUUGGGUUUGGGUUUGGAGCAAUACGUAACUGA
This is a messenger RNA of Naegleria fowleri, 1581 nucleotides long. RefSeq lists its product as uncharacterized. The transcript has 2 exons. The coding region runs from base 1 to 1581 and encodes 526 amino acids. NCBI's taxonomy places the organism in Eukaryota, Heterolobosea, Eutetramitea, Acrasida, Naegleriidae. The record is from RefSeq and is a predicted model, not a curated record.